AUGCAUCGCCAUCAGUCGUGGUUCUCUUACCCGAUCUCCAAGCCAUAUCCUUUCCGCUGGUUCACACCCGUGGUUCUUGUUGGCGGUGUUAUUCUCACUGUCUUUCUCUCUUUGGUCAAUCUCAGCGCAAACGGCUACUACUUAAAGCCUCUGUAUACAUCCGAUCCCAACGGCACUGAAGCUUAUUCGAACGCACAAUGGUACAGGAAACCCCCUUUCAAUUGGAGGAGUGACGUACGCGCAGAGUGCCAGCCGCGUCUACUGACAAUCGGCGAUUCCUUUUUCACCUCAAACCUGGGCUUUCGAUACAUUAUCAAGGCCAUUUCUGAUUCAAGGACGAACUCACUGUCCAGCUUGAAUUACAAGAACAAUACUCUGGAAAGCUGCUCGCCUAAAAGCAUAGCCCUGAAGCUGAAGAAGAGCGACACUGCGGUGCCGCCUGCUGCUUCAUGGUGGCUGUCAUAUGGAAAAUCUACAAUGAUGGCGACUGUGGACUGCACGAUUGUGACCGAUGACGGCAUCGUAACCAUAACGCUCGUUACUGAGGAAGCUAGCGGAGGGGAUCAUGACUAUAGCUACGUAAUCGAAGAUGAUUACCGAACGCACGCAAGCGUUUGGUGGGGGACCAGACUGCUCAAUGCAUAUUGGAGCGGUGUGAUGACAGUUGCAGCAAAUAUGACGAAUAUAUACGGCUCCAAGAACUAUGUUGUCCGUAGUGGUUUGACUUACACUCCCAAGCCAAGCGAAGAUAUCUACACCGAUAAGUUCUUUGAUCUUUACUGGUGGUUGGCAAAUGCGGACUCCUCGAUUCUCAAUAAGAACAUGGACAAAAGCCUCAAAGAUUACAAUUCUGAUUGGUACGGAUCCCCAUCAUUGACAGAAGGACUUCACAGCGCAAAGAUUCUGUUCUCUCUGCUUUCCUUGGACCUGGGCAAUUGCCCGGCACCGAAUCUUCUUUUGGAUGACCGUGGGCUCCGAUAUACAAUCCUGGCACCAGACGAUUACAACCGGGAUCCAGGACGGAUUCUGAACGGCUCAAAGUCGCAGAUAUACGGAUCAGAUCGUUACAACAUGAUUCCUGCUCCCGGAUCUAAUGACACCAACAGCGGACUGGUGAAGCUCCGGGAUAGCUACGACAAGUUUCAGCCUAUGAUGGGUCCACUGGGCUGCAAAAAUGCUACCAUUGUCAGCCAAUACCUUUGCUCUGUUCCUCAACAGAAGAACGGCGGUGUGAUGUUGUUUUCGAUCCUACUUGCGGAUCUACUUUUCCUCCAAGCAGCUUGGAAAAUCCUGACUUGGAUUGCUGAUGGGCUGGUAUCGAGAGGAAGUACGGAAGCUAUGACUUGUCAGGGCUGCCAGGCCAGAAUUGAUACUUAUCAAUCACUGCAAGAUUUCAGCUCAACUAGGAACGGCUUCGGGGCAGUUCCAAAGAGGACAAUGGAUUGGAGUGAGAGCAGAGAAACGAUAUUAAGGCAGUGA
This is a messenger RNA of Colletotrichum godetiae, 1479 nucleotides long. RefSeq lists its product as uncharacterized. Bases 1 to 1479 code for a protein of 492 amino acids. The transcript is spliced from 4 exons. NCBI's taxonomy places the organism in Eukaryota, Fungi, Ascomycota, Sordariomycetes, Glomerellales, Glomerellaceae. The record is from RefSeq and is a predicted model, not a curated record.